UUGGUGAACUGUCUUUCAAAGUGAUUUAGAAUUUGAAGUAGUAACUACAUUUAGUACAAAUGGCUUCAACAGUGCACUAUUUUGCAGCGUAUGGUUCGGAAAGAACAGUUUUGAAGGAUGUAACAACACCGAUUCAUAAUGGAACGGCACACCAUACCACAACCACCAAUCGAGUAAUCACUAGAGGAAAUGCCGUAUUAAAUAGUCAGCUGUCCACGACCUCAGAAAACAAAGAUAAACGUCAUCGCUCCGCAUUCACCACAAAGCAAACUUACGAGAUGGAAAUUGAGUUUCGAAAAAACCCCUACCUUUAUCGUUUACGCCGCAUGGAAAUCGCCAAACGUUUGUGCUUACGUGAAAGACAAGUGAAAACAUGGUUUCAAAAUCGUCGCAUGAAGCAAAAGAAAACUUCUAAAGACCUAAAUUAUAAUGACCAAAUGAGCGCAAAGGAUUCUAAAAGUUUGAGUGAACAACUCGAGCAUAAAAAUAUAGUACAACGUCUUUUGUCGUACUCCAUUCAUCCUUCUGUGAGACGUCAGCUAGAUAUGGCUUGUGAAGGCUCGGAAGUUAAUGUGAGAUCGAACAUAGCCACAAAACUCGCACCACAAACUGUAGAAGUAUUUACGAAAAACACCAGUGAUUUUCCAACAUCUUGCCCAUCCACUGAUCUGGGCGAAAUCUUGCAGCACCUGUGCGAAAAUACAAACACGCCAGGCCCUACUUCCAUUGGAAAAGUCACUGAAUUGGUAUCGUUGAACUAUUCGGAAAAUUGUAGAGCGGACAAUCCAGAAAUAGAGAGAAGAGAAAAACCUUCAGAACAACUGAAUAUCGAAAAUAUAUCCAAUGGCUUGUCUUCAACAUCUCAGUCGGUCUCUUGGUGUGAACCUUUAUAUUGGUUGGCAGAGAAUGAUUUGUAACGAAUAAUAAAAACAAUCAGGCGAUCUACUCUGUAAGGCGAUGUGAAUGGUAAUUUCAAUGCAAAAGGAAAUUUAGUAUUCUGUAUAGAAAUAUCGCAUUUAUAUAUAUAAAUAUCUUAGAAAUAUUGUUUAAAAGGCAUCGUAUAAAGAUUCGCAUCGCAUUAGAGAGUGGACUCCCGGCCCGAAUACUUAGUCGUCAUAAGUACCUGGAUCUUAUAAUCUUACUGAUUACAAUUGUGCGAACAUAUAAGCUUAAUUAACUUAUAAUUACUUUUCUACUAAACCGUGUGUGUCAUGAAAGAACUGAAGUACGGAUACAAACAUACGUACUUAUAUUGGAUUAAAUAUGUGAAUAUAUGAAUUCAAUCUUCUAAAUUUGUCUAUAAAUAUGUAAAAAGAUAUACCAAAUUAAUAUGUAAUUCAGAAAAAAUUCUUUUGUAUAAAACUAUAUUUUUUCAAAGUUAUCAAAAUAUGCGCAUUUUCGAAGUCAUGUUUUUAACUUAACCAUCCCCAUGGAUUUGUACAUCUAUGAACAGAGAAAUAGCGCACUUAUAGGGUCCUCUUCACGAAUUAUUAUUGUAGCGUAUUUAUGCCAAUGUUAUAAUGUGAAUCACUUCUCUUUAAUACCGGACAAUAAGUCCCGUUAACUUUUUUAAUGUUGCGUUUAAAGUUAACAAAAUUAAACCUAAUUUUUUUCGGUAAAU
This is a messenger RNA of Anastrepha ludens (Mexican fruit fly), 1621 nucleotides long. RefSeq names its product protein zerknuellt 1-like. The coding region runs from base 60 to 917 and encodes 285 amino acids. Gene Ontology annotation, cellular component: nucleus. The record is from RefSeq and is a predicted model, not a curated record. The transcript is spliced from 2 exons. Gene Ontology annotation, molecular function: DNA-binding transcription factor activity, RNA polymerase II-specific; RNA polymerase II cis-regulatory region sequence-specific DNA binding. Gene Ontology annotation, biological process: regulation of transcription by RNA polymerase II. NCBI's taxonomy places the organism in Eukaryota, Metazoa, Arthropoda, Insecta, Diptera, Tephritidae.